This is a messenger RNA of Erinaceus europaeus (western European hedgehog), 6924 nucleotides long. RefSeq names its product potassium calcium-activated channel subfamily M regulatory beta subunit 3 (gene KCNMB3). The transcript is spliced from 4 exons. Gene Ontology annotation, cellular component: voltage-gated potassium channel complex; membrane. Gene Ontology annotation, molecular function: potassium channel regulator activity; calcium-activated potassium channel activity. Lineage: Eukaryota; Metazoa; Chordata; Mammalia; Eulipotyphla; Erinaceidae. The record is from RefSeq and is a predicted model, not a curated record. Gene Ontology annotation, biological process: potassium ion transport; detection of calcium ion. Bases 2661 to 3317 code for a protein of 218 amino acids.
GCACAGUCUGAUGCAGAGGAUCAAGCGCAGGACCAUAUGCUUUAGAGUUCAGUGCUUUAUCCAUUUUGCAACCUCCCAAGGCACUGUGUGCUCCCUUUUUAACUGAAGCAAACCAGAACAGGAAUGUGCAAUGUAGCUCAUACCAGUGUUUUUGGAAAUGGUGAGAUAAAAUUACUUUUAUGCUAAAAUGUCUACAACAAAAGUGGGUCAGUUGGUAGUUCACCAUCCACAACAUAAUGAAAUUGAACCCAGUACCCAGAGCCUCUAGAAAGGAAAAUAUUCCACAUGGUGGACUUGACAGUUGAUCUAUGGUUGGUGUUUUGUGGAGCAGAAAGUGGCCUUUCUAAGAAGGAAGAGGAGCUAGUAGCUCAGGGAGGGCCUGGAUCUGAGAGGGACCAGAGGUCUUGAUGGAGCAUUCAGGUACAUGUGCCCAGCACCCCUUAUCACUGCACACUUCUGUCUUAGCUUGCUGUGAUCAGAAUGUUGGAAGGGAGAAGGAACAGAGAAGGGUUUUCCUAAGUUCCACUAGAUGAUUCUAAACUAACUUCUACAUGGAAGUAUCAUGAAAAAGACAGUCAUAUUUCAGAGUGAAGAACAUUUACUGGAAGUAAAGAGAAAGAAGGAGAGGAAAGUACAUUCCAGAGAGGUGUGUGUGUGUGUGUGGGGGGGUCUGGCGCUUCCCAGUCUCCCAGGUUUUAAGGUGAAGGGCUGCAGUCUUUGUCUUCAGGUGCUCACAUCUAUCCACACCUGCCUUUUAUGGCCUUUGCAAUCAGGGAGGGAGGGAGUGCUGGUAUAGAAGACGCUUUUGGCCAGAGGCGUUGCUUUCCCUAAACAGACCCCUAACAGUAGACAUAUUGGAAGCACAACUUACACUCAAGACUCCUGAGAGGCAGGCUGCCACCCUUGAGGAAGUAUAUAUAUGUGUGUGUGUGGGGGGGGUGGCCCUCCACGGGCCGAUUAGGAAGUGGUGUUUGGAGGUCUGCAUUGGUUGUGUAACUGGUAAAGUGCACAAGUUAUUACAUAUAAGGGCCUAGAUUCGAGUUCCUAGUUCCGCUUGACAAGCAAUGAAGCAGUGCAGCAGUUGUCUCUUUCUCUCUCACCCAAUUUCUCUCUGUCUGUAUUAUUAAAAAAGAAAACUAAAUGUUUUUUUUCACAGGUGAAUUAAAUACAUGUGAUCUAUAUCACUAAAAUCACUACAUAGCGAAUUGCAGAGGGAUUUAUUAGUACAUCUAAAUCUGGAAAAGUUAGAGUCAUCAUAUAUUCAUAAGACUAAGUUACAAAAAAAAGAGAGAGAGAGAGACUAAGUUACAACUAGAAGGAAGAAGGGAAAGUUUCUGGUUGCUCUCUGGUUUUAUUCCAAGUUGCUAUCAUUUCCCUCAAAGCAAAUGUUUUAUCCAGGAUGAUGCUGGUAAGUCUAACAGAAAAACAAUUCUAGUCAAAAGUUUCUGCAUGUGUGUUUUUCACUGAUCAAUAAGUAACAGGUAAUGUGCCUACAGGUACAUGGAUGUUUACAAGUAAGAUUCUGCUUACAGGUGGAAGCAACAUGGCCUACACUAACGUUUUGGGAAGUGAUGAGAUAAAAUCAUCUUUCUACUAGAACACCUAUAGCAAUGGUGGUUUAGCUGGCAACCUAUCAUCUCCUAUACAGUGGUAAUUGUUAUUCAUGAGCUGGGAGUGUUGGAAGAUCCCCAAAUGUUUUUAGGACCACAAAGAAAGUUAAAGUGCUAUUUGCUUUUUUUUUUUUUUUUUUUACCUUUGAUCUAAUGUUCAUGGUGAACUGGCCCUCAGAGUUUUGAAAAAUGGGGAAAAUCACAUCCUCUAUAUCAGAAUAUAUAAUUAAUCAAAGAAAAAAAUUUAUGUUCUAAGCUUGCUUUCCUACUCAUUUUGUGAAAAAAGAAACAUGGUCAGGGAAAACCAUGCCCAUGCUCCUCUUUUUAAAAAUUAUUUUGGUUAAAAGUUUCUUUAUAGGGUUUUUUUUCCCCAGUGCUUAAAUGACAUUAUAUGAAAUGUUAUGGAUGGAAGGAAUACUUUUAUAGUAGUCAUAAAAUUUUUGCACUUAGGAAUAUAUCUUUGAUUUUGAGGGAAUAUGUUAAAAAGUAGCUCUAUUUGAUAAGAAUCUUAUGAUAGGGGACCAGGCCAUAGCACACCUGAUUUAGCACACAUGUUAACAAGGACCCAGGUUAAAGCCUCCAGUCCCCACCUGCAGGGGGGCAGCUUCAUGGAUGGUAGAGUAGGUCUGUAGGUCUUUCUCUCUCUUUCUGUCUCUAUUUAAUAAAUAAAUAAAUAAAUAAAAUAUUUAAAAAGGAAUCUUAUAAUACAUUCUUCAUUUGAAAAAAAUAUUUUUAUUUGUAUAGACCUUGUACUGAGUCCAUCCCUCACCAAUUACCUUGGGUCCCUGGGGCCUGAGAAGUUUCCACCCGCGUUGACGUCUCUAUGGCGAUGCACCUGCAGGUGAGGCAGUGCACAGGUGGAGACGGCAGGUGCCCGCGAGCCACCAUGUGGCAGCGCUGCAGGUGCAGGUGCUUCCUGGGGCGGCCCACAGGGACCCCCGCUUCCCUGGGACCAACCCCACUUCGGAUGAUGCUGAAGCUUCCCCCUUCUGGUGCCCUCAGAGGCUAUGACUCAGUUGAGAGGAGUGCACUCAGCCUUCCCCUGGCCUCAUGCAGCCCUUCAGCAUCCCUGUGCAGAUCACACUCCAGGGCAGCCGGCGGUGCCAUGGGAGGGCAGCCCUUUCCCCCUCUGAGAGGAAGAGAGACACAGAACAACAUGCUGGAGGCUCUCAGGAUGUGCACACGAAACUGCCGUCCAGUGCUGGAGAGGACCGCGCCAUGCUGCUGGGCUUUGCAAUGAUGGGCUUCUCUGUCCUCAUGUUCUUCUUGUUCGGAAAGCCUUUCAUGCUCAGCACUCAGAGGGAAGAGUCGAACUGCACUAUGGUGCAGACCCACGUGCUGGAGGAACAGGUGCAGUGUGCCUUCACCUGCGGCGCUGACUGCAGAGCGCAGGGCACAGACUUGUGCCUCCAGGUGUUUGUGAACCUCACCCAUUCAGGCCAGAAAGUUCUCCUAUAUUACAACGAAGAGGCCAUCCAGAUCAAUUCCAAGAGUGAUGAUACAGACUGCAAAGUCAGAGAAAAGCAGACAUUGACAGUUUUUGAUGAGCACAGACAGGAGGUGCAGUCACAGGCCAAACUUCUUGCUAGAACUGCAAGAAUGGGAAGAGGUCUUAAAUUUAGUGACAUGAUUAUUCUAUAUUCUCAGUACAGUAACACAUGCAUCUUGCUGUGUCAAAUACUUAUUUGGGCCAUUAAAAGAACAUAAAAAAAACAUUCUUCUCCUAAUUAAUGCAGUAUACCACAGGACUUCAGUUCAUUGAGUAACAAAAUAUAGAGCAAUCUAUUUGCUACAUUAAGUGGGUCUUAAAUGGAUGAUGGGAACUGCUUUUUGAAGCUUCCAAAGUAAACAUUUGAUCUAUCACUGAUAGUAGUCUCCUUUUGGUAGUGACACAUUCCUCCUAGAUACUAACCCAUUACACCAUCAACCAAGAGAAUUUGUUCUUUUAGGUUUUAUCUAGCUCAAUUAAUUCCAAGGACUGACUGAUUUUGAAACCACUAAAUCCAUUUGAAACUUGGGUUUCAUAGCCAAAAACAUUUCUAGAAACCAGAUGAAGGCCAAUCUCUUCCACCAUUUUUUGGAUACUGAACUUAAAAAUAUGAUUAGGGGUUUUUCUUUAAUGAAGUCAAUAGAUAAUGGUCACAUUUGGAAAUUCAUGCUAUAGUUAAGGAGUUUAGCCUUAUUAGAGAUAGUCCAAGAAAAUAUAAAACAGUGAGGCUUUUGUCUCCUUGGUAAUCUAGAAGGACUAACAAAAAUAUGAAUCACCUAAAAUAUAUGGCUCUAGAAUAACCACAAAAUUAUUGCAGGAAAGACUAAAUAAGGUUUCAAACAGAUCUCUAAACUUAAAUGGCUUACAAAGUGCAUUAAAAAAACCCUUUCCAUAUCUAUUAACAACACAAGGGAUGGAGCCUACUAUUGGUAGUGAAAACCAGUUACUUAACUACUCUAAAUGUACAAUGGACUGAUUAGACUUCCCACCCCCCAUUCCCCAUCAAUUGAAACUCCUAUAUGUAGUUUUGUAAAAAUUAAGCCAGGUGAUUUUCUUGUGGCUUAUAAAUGUAACUUUAUGCAAAGUAGCUUGCAUAACUAGUGAUAUUAACAUAUCUAAAACUAGGCAGGAGGAAUGCUACUACAUUGAUAAAAAGGAAGUGCAUAACUUUAAUCAAGUGGAAUACUUGAAUGAAAUAAGCUUGUUUAAAAUCUUAACAACCCCCACCCCCAACUUACUAGGUUUCUAAUAAAUUCUAAACUCUUUUGAAUUUUAGACCCUCGAUGUUCACACCCUUUAUAAAAAUGCCUAUUGGCCAAGGCUGGCAAACAGUGUAUACAAAUCAAAAGUGUGCCAAUAUAUACACACCAGCUCUCCUAACAGUGAAGAAAAGAGAAAACUAGUUUCAAAUGCUAAAUUUGAGAACCUAGUACCAUGAAUCUCCUGGCAUUAUAACUUUUUCCAAAUGGCUGUUGCAUGGAUUAAAUUUGAGCCAAUAUAUAUAUAUAUAUAUAUAUAUUUUUUUUUUUCUGAAUGUCUCCCAUGCUGUAAGAACAAGGCAUGCCAACACUAACAUUAUAAAUCUAAAAUACAGUGCUCUGAGAUGUCUGUAAUAUCAGAGUCUGUAGUAUUAAAUUGUCUCCCUUAUUUAGUUUUUUCCUUAUAAUCCUUCUGAGGUAGUUACUUAUCCAAUUCUGUCAGGAUCAUAAUUGUCUUCUGCCAAACUCUAAAAUCUUUUCAGAAAGUGAAAAUAAGGGUUUUUAGAGAAUAGGGGUAAAGCGGGGGACUUCCCAGACCAUGGCACAUAAGCUACAUUUACAUUUUAAUGUAAUAAUUUAAAAAUAAGAAUGGUUUGUUUAUAUUUUUAAAAAACAGCCCAGCUGUAUUAUUCUGUCACCAAGAAUUAUUCUUUGAGGAUCCAGCCAAUGCUAUGCUCAGCUUUCACAAUACCAUUGUUGAUGAAGAGUCAAUUCCCUCAUGACAUACACAGUAGACGUUCAAUUUUCACCCUUUUCUUAGUGCUCCAUCUUAGCAUGACGGCUAUGAAUAUGCAACUAACCCAUUUUAACACCCUCCCCCACCCAUCACCCUCACCCCAUCCCAUUCCCCUCUUCUCAAAAAAGAAAAAAAAAAAAAAACUGAAGCACAAAAGUUGUUUUUAAAUAGAAGCACCACAAUCCAUAACACCACAUAUGGUCUUUAAACCGAAAUGUUUUAUCGAUGUCUUAGACAUCAAAAUCAGUUUUUAAGGAGGAUUCUGAACGUGUGGGUCCAGCCCAGGUCUGCAGUUUGUACACACAUAGAAAUAAAGGGAACCUAAAACAUUCACAAAAAGUUAAUCUGUUGGCUUUAAAAUGAUGCUGGAAAUUAAAUUUCUUCAAAGAGUUGGCAAGCAUAGGCUAUAUGAAUAUAAAUUAAAUGGGUUUACAAAAAUCAUUAGAAAAUAAAUCCAAGUUUGUGUCUUGUGAAAUUUCCAUGGUGUCUUUAAAAACAGAUGGGUUGUUCAUAAUUUGUUAUAAUGCCAAAUCAUUUGAUUUGUGAUGGAAAAAAGAAUACAGAUGGACUGUGUUUUUACCUAUGUGAAAUCACUAAUCCAUUUAAAAUAAAAUCCAAAGGGGUAUAUACAAGUAAUUGGUUAUUUUCCUGAUAUACAAGUCAUUAUUUUCCUGAUCAUAAGAACUACACUUUACACAAAAUACUUUAUCAGCAGCUGUUUUCAUCAAAAAAAAAAAAAAACCCAAGUCAUAGAUAGUUUCACAGUUGAAAAAGUUACACAUUAAAAUAUUUUACAAUUCAUUGUAUAUUCACCAGGUUCCCAUUUCUUAAAGGCUUAAAUAUAAAGCAGAUUAGAAGGGAAAACCUCUAAGUUGAUUAUUUUGAUACUAAGUAUUACAGAGGACAGUAAGAACCACAAAAAAGUUUAGGUUCUAUCAUAAAAUAGCGACUGAUUCCAUUUUCCUUAAAAAAAUCCAAUUAAAAACAUCUUAUUAAAAAAAAACAACCAAUAUCCACAAUAUGAUCAACAGAUUUCAAAUUAACAGCAGUCUAAAAUCUCCCAGAUAAACAAUUUUGUAUAGCUGAGAACAUGAUUCAAAAGUUAAAGCAUGAUUAUUUCUUGUUAGAAUGUAUUCAAAAUUAGACUUCAUUUCUUUAAACACGUUUUUCUUUUUCCUUUCAAGACAGUCAUAGACUGUCUCAAGUGAUCAGAUAAAUCUGUAGACCCAAUUGAGAAUGGCUGGUCAAUGGAAUUGACCCAUCUAUAUAGAGAGGGUCCUUGAUAUUGAGGGGGCACCCCCAAGUCAUCCCACACAUUAACCCAAAUUGUUUUUUGCUUUCUCAGCAUUAUCUGCUCUUUUUUUCUUACAGAUUUAAUGCUGUCUUCUUGGAUUUAUUGAAUAAAUUUACUUUGCUUCUAGAUUGUCUAAACUAAUUUAUUCAUUUAUUUUUAAAUAUUUUAUUUAUUUAUUAACACAAGAUCGGGGGUAGAGAGAGAGAGAGAGGAAAGAAAGAGAGAGAGAGAGAAUGAACACCAGAGUAUCACUCUGGCUCAUGGGUUGCUGGAGAUCAAACUUGAGGCCUCAGAUUCCAAUAUCAGUACCUUAAUCUUACUAACUGUGCCACCUCCCCAGGCUCCUUAGUUUGCACUGAAUCUAUAUUUUGAAUAAAUCUGUCCAUACUUCUUCAAAAAGGAUGAUUUAGUUGUAAAAAUUCUUGAAAAAUAAAUAUAAACAAUAAAUUAUGCAGUUUGUGUUUUAAUGGUGGAGAAGUUCCAGGGGGAGGCUAAAGAACACUCUCUGGAUUGUCGUGAAGAAUGUAAAUAGAGAA